This is a messenger RNA of Limulus polyphemus (Atlantic horseshoe crab), 5691 nucleotides long. It is a transcript of the gene Mcr, whose product is annotated as CD109 antigen-like. NCBI's taxonomy places the organism in Eukaryota, Metazoa, Arthropoda, Merostomata, Xiphosura, Limulidae. Bases 330 to 5063 code for a protein of 1577 amino acids. Gene Ontology annotation, cellular component: extracellular region. The transcript has 36 exons. Gene Ontology annotation, molecular function: endopeptidase inhibitor activity; protein binding. The record is from RefSeq and is a predicted model, not a curated record.
CUGUAAGAUACUCACAAGCCAAAUCUGAUUUUAUCAUGGACGUUAUAACAUACUCAAUAUACUAAACAAUCUAGUGUGUUUUAGUAUGUUCUAAUAAUAUCAACAGUUUGACUUUAGUAACUUCACUAGGUGUCAGUGUGGUAGAAAACGUUACAGCCCGAGGGAGUAUUAUUGUUAACUCGGCAUCACCAGUCUAAUACACGUCACAGGAAACGUAACGAAUCGAAUGGCUUCACCUGUGUGAGUAAGGCGGCAGCAAGACAGGUAAACAGGACAGUGCUCAUAGAAACAAAGAGAAACUUACGAAGAAUUUGGAAUAAGGAGACACUAUGCUGGCUGUUUAUCUAUUGCUGAUAAUAGUGACAUCUACUGGCGUACAGAAUAGUUUUUCCUUGAAUGAUUUUAGAGAGAACGAAGUUGACCAAGAUCGACUUGUAUAUGAGCCGACCUAUUUCGUUGUCGCUUCAAAGGUCGUAAGGCCAGGUCAGGUGUAUAGGGUAUCCGUCACUGUUUUCCGUUCUUCAGUACCAGUGACCGUCCGAGCGUCCGUGCAGAGGAAUGGGGUCGAACUGUCUUCAGCACUAGAAGAGUGCAGAACAAACAUACCAGAAACUUUGUUAUUAAAGAUACCCCCAACUAGUGUGGUGGGUGUUUACAAACUCCGCGUUGAAGGGAAUGUAAAUGGUGUAUUGGGUGGAGCAGCAUUUCUCAAUGAGACCUACCUGGAAUUUUCGCAGCGGACCAUGACAAUUUUCAUCCAGACAGAUUGUCCAAUUUACCGCCAGGGCCAGACUGUUCGAUUCAGAACAAUUCCAAUCACAACCGAUUUGAAAGCUUUCUCUGAUGCCGUGGAUGUGUAUAUGCUAGACCCAGAAGGAACCAUAAUGAAACGAUGGCUGUCUCGCCAGAGUAACCUUGGUGCUGUUAGUUUGGAAUACCCACUGUCUUUACAGCCAGUUUAUGGACGCUGGAUCAUUCGUGUCGUAGCCCAGGGCCAAAUAGAAGAGAAAACGUUUGUAGUAGAAGAAUAUUAUCAAACAAGAUUUGAAGUGAAUGUCACAGUGCCGGCUUUCUUCAUGAUCACUGACAGUGACGUACAUGGAUACAUUGUAGCCAACUAUACAAGUGGAGCUCCUGUUCCAGGGAAUCUGACAUUAAAAGCAAGCGUUGAACCGUUAUUAAAUCGAAGAUAUGAAGUUUAUGACCACCCACCAUUUUUAGAACAGACUCUAAAGUUUUUUCCUGGAUACACUGACUUCAGCUUUUCAAUGAGCAAAUUAGCUCGUCUUGUGAAUCAGUUAGAAGGGUCAAAGGUCACCUUGACAGCUUGCGUUGGAGAACAUUACCUGAAUCGUAUAGAAUGUGGAUAUUCAGCCGCAGUUAUCUUUAACUCCAGUAUCAAACUUGCGUUUCUGGGAUCCUCACCCCAAACCUUUAAGCCAAAUAUGCCAUUUAAGGCUUACGUUGCAGUGUCGUACAGUGAUGGGUCACCAUUGCCAUCUUGGCAGCUUGCAACGCAGAAGUUGAAAGUAAAGCCUUCCCUAUCCUUGCGUGGUGGUGGGUCACGUGAACUGCGCAUGCGUCAUGAAUUGGUUUCUACAGUUGAGCCAGGACUUUGGGAAAUUGAAAUUGAUUUAUAUUCCGAGCUAGGAGAAAAUGGCAACUUGGAAAGUGUUCGUUCCUUGCAGUUAGAGGCUUACUAUGAAGACGAUUCAGGGGCGAAAACAAAAACUACCUUAACUGCUUUUGCUACUUACUCCCCGAGUCAGCGUCAUCUGCAGGUGACUACAAGCACUAAACAACCAAAGGUAGGGGAGUACAUAAUCUUACAUGUAAGAGCCGACUACUUUGUGGAAAACUUCUCUUAUUUGGUUAUUUCUAAAGGAAUAAUACUUUUGGCCAGUCUCGAACAAAUGUCAUCAAGUAUCAAGACAUUUGCUGUAGCUUUGUCUCCUGAAAUGGCACCAUCAGCAACAGUCGUUGUUUAUGAUAUUGCUAGAGAAGGAGAAGUAAUUGUAGAUAGCUUAACAUUUCCUGUAGAUGGUGUUUCUAGAAACAAUUUCACAAUUAGCCUGAACAACAGGAAAGAUAAGACUGGGGAUACUGUGGAGGUAAUUGUUCGUGGAGAACCAGGUUCAUAUGUUGGCCUUUCAGCUGCAGACAGAAUGUUAUUUACAAUGCAGGCUGGUAAUGAACUGAGUUAUGCUGAUGUAAUGUACAAAAUGAAUACAUUUGAUGAAGCAGCCAAUGGCACCUUGACUCAUAUCUGGCAUUCUCGGGAAGGACAUUCUGACUCGGUUUUCUAUUUUCCAUCAUCAUCGUAUGGUAUUGAUGCCAACAGAACAUUUGAGUUUGCCAGACUUGUCGUUUUUACUGAUGCAAAUGUUACCAGGAAACCAGACAGGUGUAACAGAACAGCAGGAUUUGAAUCAUGUGUGGAUGAGGGCUGCUAUCCUGUCAGCAAACGCUGUGAUACCUAUUGGGACUGUGAUGAUGGAUCUGAUGAAAGUGGCUUAUAUUGUGGCCGUCCUCCCCUUGAUGAGUUAAAUCUAAAGGAGUUCAGGUUACAGCGUUUCAACCGAAUCCUGAACCUGUACGAGAAUUCUUGGUUAUGGGAAGAUGUUAAUAUUGGACCAUUAGGUUACUUUAUCUUCAAUGUGCCUGUACUUGACAUACCAACUAACUGGAUGGUUAGUGCUUUUGGUAUAGAUAAUGAUGUUGGAUUUGGAAUCCUUAACAAGGCAAUUGAAUUUUCUAGUAUAAAGCCUUUCUAUAUGAACUUGGAAAUGCCAUCACAGUGUAUGCAGGGAGAACAAGUUGGGCUGCGUGUCACCAUCUUCAAUUACAUGCUGACUGAAAUUGAGGUGACUAUUGUUCUGGCUAAUUCUCCAGAUUACAAAUUUGUUCAUGUUGAAGCACUUGGAAGGGUACAGUCAUACCAACCAAGGACAUCAUUUGGAGAACACCAACAUUUAGUAUUUGUUCAUCCUGGAAGGUCUUUGGUUGUAUAUUUUCCUAUAGUACCUACUAAACUAGGUGAUAUCAAUGUUACAGUUGUGGCAAAGACUCAAGUUUCUAAGGAUAAGGUGACAAAAACUAUUCGUGUAGAGUCUGAUGGAGUACCUCAACCUCGCCACACUUCACUGUUGCUUGAUCUUUCUCAAGGAGCUUAUCUGAUCAAGUAUUUAGACACUAAUAUCACUGAAACACCCAUUGUUCCUUUCCAACGAGAUCGGAGAUAUGUUUUUGGCUCAAAUAAGGCUAAAGUAUCAGUGUUUGGUGAUGUUGUUGGGGCUGUAUUUCCUACAAUGCCUAUGAAUGCUUCUAGUCUGCUAAAUAAACCAUUUGAUUGUGGAGAACAGAGCAUGUUUAACUUUGCAGCCAACCUCUAUACUCUACAUUACAUGCGUCUUACUGGACAACGAAAACCAGAUCUUGAAAAAGAAGCUUUCAAACACUUAAAUAUUGAAUAUCAGCGUCAACUAACUUACCAGAAUCAUGAUGGUUCCUUCCGUCUUUUUAGGUGGGAUAACAAACCAAGUGUUUGGUUAACUGCUUUUUGUGCAAGGAUAUUUCAUAAAGCAUCUUUCCAUGAGUGGGAGAAUUUCUUAUACAUUGAUCCAGAUAUCAUAAACAAAGCAAUGAAUUGGUUACUUAAAUACCAAUCAGAAGAUGGAGGCUUCUACGAAACUACCAUUUAUCCCUAUGACAGAAAAAUGAAUCAGACUUCAGAAAGACUAGGUGAUUCCAUACACCACCGAAACAUCUCUCUCACUGCUCAUGUUCUUAUCACACUGUCAGAGGUGAAAAAUCUUAGAGGGUACCUAGGAUCAAAAGUUGCGGCUGCAAGAACUAGAGCAAUGAGAUACUUAGAAAAAAUGCUUCACAUAGUAAAACAGUAUGAAGACCCUUUUGACCUGGCAAUUGUGACCUAUGCCUUAACAUUAUGUAACAGCGUAGAUGGGGAGGAAGCCUUCAACAUGUUGGAUGCCAGAAUGAGAGAAACAAGUGGAUUGGUGUACUGGGGUAAAGAGCCCGUACCACCCCCAAAAACCACAAUAGAGAACAAUCGCCCAUACUUAAUUCCUCGAUUGCCACACAAAUAUGAUUCCUCCAACAUUGCAGCAACAGCUUUUGGACUCUUGGUGCAUGUAGCAAGGCAGGCAGUGAUUCAAAAAGAAAUUGUUAGAUGGCUUAGUACACAGAGAUUGACAGAUGGUGGAUGGGCAUCCACUCAGGAUACAAUUAUAGCUUACCAAGGUUUGAUGGAGUAUGCUAUUCAGUCCAGGCUCAGUGAUGUUAUUGGCAUCUCACUAACUGUUGAAGCUCCCUCUACACCAGGUUUUGUUAAACAUUUAUAUGUAGGAGAAGACAACUUAUCUCAGCUUCAAAGUCUUGAGAUCCCAAAUGCAUGGGGACCAAUUAUUGUUAAAGCUCAGGGAUCAGGACUAGGAAUAUUACAAAUGUCCAUACAGCAUAAUGUUGACUGGAAUCACCUGCUAACCCCACCCCCUGUAAAAUCAUUCUCUCUCAAAGUACGAGGUCAUUUUUAUGGUCGAAACAGCUCCCAUGUUACAUUUCAUUCAUGCCAGAGAUGGAUUAAUCAGCAAGAAAGUAUAGUGAGUGGAAUGGCAGUCUUAGAAGUUGGUAUACCUACAGGCUAUUUCAUUCAACAGCAAGAACUGGAUGAGUACAUCAGGUCUCAUAGAGUACGAAACUUACAAGAGGCCAGAUUUACCAACAGGAAAGUCAUCUUCUAUUUUGAUUAUCUGGAUGCCAUAGAUACUUGUGUGUCCUUUACAGUUCACAGAUGGUAUCCUGUAGCUAACAUGACGAGAUACCUUUCAAGCAGGGUUUAUGAAUACUACACACCAGAACGGUACAAUGAAACAAUGUAUGAUGUUUACCACCUUUAUGCACUGGACAUCUGUCAGGUGUGUGGAUCAUAUCAAUGUCCAUAUUGUCCUGUAUUUAGUUGGGCACCUACUCUCCAUCCUGACUCUCUUACAUUCCUGAGUUUCACAGGUUUUAUUCUCUUUGUUACUGUCCUUAGAGAUAACUAGUUCUAAUUAUCGUUUUCAAUAAAAUGCCUAUUCAAAGACAGAUUGUUAGGUCAGGGAAUAAUACAUUAAAUAAAAUAUGAUGAAACUGAUACCUUAAAAUUAACUUUACAAAUAGUUUGAGUUAUGUGAUAAAUGUCAUUUGUUACAUGAAUGGGAAAAUUUAAGUUGUUUAUGCAUGUCAUUUAUAAUGUGAAUCUCAGAUUGAGAUGUAUCAUUAAUAUACAAUUUUUAUCUUCCUUUUGUGGCCUUUGUUUUGGCUGUAUCUACAUUAUAUGUUUUAUUUACAGCUUUUGUUUUAAACUUUUCUUUUGGUGGUUUUACUGUAAAUAUUUUACCAUAUACAUUAUUAAUUUAAGGGAUUAUUAUGCAAUUUCUUUUCUGUAAAAGUACUUUGAAGUAAUUGUUUCAGACUGGCAAACAGCUAUUAGCUUACAAUUUAAAUUGAAACAUUAACUGCUAAUUAGCAAACAAAGUAACAGAAGUAAAGUAGUUAGGUGCAGUAUUAAAUUGGGAAGAAAUGGAAAAGUACUUCAUAUAAUUGGAAGUUUUGUAGUACUUAAUUCUUUCCUCUGUUAAAAUCUCAGUUAGGAAUAGGAAUCCUUUAUCAAGAGUGGUGGAUAAUCUGUUU